AGCUCAGACGUGCUCAAGCAUGGCCUGGCUUCCAAGCAGUUCGAAUGGCGCGGAUAAUGCGGACGAACGCAGUACAAACAGCCACUCAAGCUCCCCAUCCUCGGCUAACAGCACAGCAGCAGGCGGCGGCGUUACUUGUGUUGGGGGCGGGAGGCGCGAGGAGAGCAACAUCAAUGGCACCACUCGACAGCCGCCAGCGCUGUUGCGUCAUGCCACACCCUAUGUACAGCCCAAGACGGAGUCCAUAUCGGAUGGAGAUGGUGAUCUAUCGGAUUUCUCGCUAAACGACACCGAGGAGGAAGACGACGAUCUGCGUGACUAUAUUGUCCUUAACGGCAGCCAAACGGACGCGAAUCGCUCCCUGUCCAACUCGCCACGCAGUGCCAGUGGCCAGAAUCUCUUUGCCAGUGGGAAUCUGGCGCCGCCGGCCAACGGCGGCAGCAGCCAAACUGGUGGACCAGGAACUGGAGCUGGUGGUGCUGGAUUGGGAGUGCUCAAUGCGGUAUCUGGCAAUGCUGGCACUGGAGGCGUGCGAAAGGUGUUCACCAACACGCGCGAGCGCUGGCGCCAGCAGAACGUGUCGGGCGCUUUUUCGGAGCUGCGCAAGCUGGUGCCCACACAUCCGCCGGACAAGAAGCUGUCGAAGAACGAGAUUCUGCGCUCAGCCAUCAAGUACAUCAAGCUCCUAUCGGGCGUACUGGAAUGGCAGGAACUGCAGACGCCUCAUUCCGACGAGCCCAACAACAACGACAAGCAGAUGACCAAUGGCCAUGCUGGCGACGCACUGCGUCAUAUCAAAUGUGAGCGCUUCGACAGGGAUACUACCCAGCGGGCUAGCACCAAUGAUUUGCUUAUGAUUGCCCCAGGUGCCCAUAUCAAAACGGAGCACGCCCAGUUGGGCAACUACGAAGAGCCGCCUAGAAUCUGCACGGCAGCUGGCACGCCUGCACCGCCAGCACUUAUACUCCACGUACCUGGACCUGUGCCCCCAGUCUCGCCCUCGCCCGUGAUUGUGCCCUUGCCCGGAAUCGCAGGUGUCUCCGUGGCGGCAUCUUUUAAGCCUGCCACAGCCAGUAGAGCAGGCAGCAGGCGGCGCCUCAAGUCAACAACAGAAUCCGCAACCAGCGAACCGAACCUCAGCCACAACCCAACCCACAGCCAGAGUAAGCGACGCAAGCCAUGAGCCAAAUGACACCAGCAACACCACCAAAAUAGAAUUGGGCAUAACAAGUCGAACCAUGUGUAAAUUAGUUAA
Drosophila novamexicana is the source of this 1255-nucleotide messenger RNA. It is a transcript of the gene HLH3B, whose product is annotated as class E basic helix-loop-helix protein 22. Gene Ontology annotation, biological process: regulation of transcription by RNA polymerase II. Gene Ontology annotation, molecular function: protein dimerization activity; RNA polymerase II cis-regulatory region sequence-specific DNA binding; DNA-binding transcription factor activity, RNA polymerase II-specific. The record is from RefSeq and is a predicted model, not a curated record. Lineage: Eukaryota; Metazoa; Arthropoda; Insecta; Diptera; Drosophilidae. The transcript is spliced from 2 exons. Bases 20 to 1183 code for a protein of 387 amino acids.